AUGUCGAUCGUUAUUAAUAAAAAUCAAAUCUCAUCAAAUUGGAAAAAUUUAGCUACAACACUACCAGUUGGUGAAGCUAAGAGAAAAAAAAUUGAAAUGGCAGAAAAUACAGUACGACCGCCAAAAUUAACAAAAGCCGUAUGUAUCGAUUGUGAAAUGGUUGGUAUUGGUGAGAUGGGUCUUGAAAAUAUGCUUGCUCGUGUAUCAAUUGUUAAUCAACUUGGUCAAUGUCUUUAUGAUAAAUACGUUAAACCUACAGAACCUGUGAUUGAUUAUCGAACAUCUGUUAGUGGAGUUACAGAACAACAUCUUCAAAAUGGAGUUCCUCUUGAUGUGAUACAAAAAGAAGUGUCAGAUAUAAUUGAACACCGAACACUUGUCGGCCACGCUAUACAUAAUGAUCUUAAAGUUUUAUUUUUAAGUCAUCCGAAAAAACGAAUUCGAGAUACACAACGCUAUAAAGGCUUUCGAUCGUUAUUUAAUGGUGGUUUACCUUCAUUGAAAGCACUUGCUGAUAAAAUACUUGGAUUAAAAAUUCAAACCGGUGCACAUGAUUCAGUAGAAGAUGCUGCAGUAACAAUGCAAUUGUAUGUGAGACAUCGUCGUGAAUGGGAAAAAUCUUUACGUGAAAAAAAAUUUAUGACAAGUGAAGAAAAACAUAAAAGAAUACGUGCUCGUCAAAAAGAGAAAAUAUUAAAAAAUUCUUCUUCCUCUCAUGUUAAAAAAAGCAAUAAUUUAAUAUGA
Molecule: messenger RNA, 744 nt
Organism: Rotaria socialis
Lineage: Eukaryota; Metazoa; Rotifera; Eurotatoria; Philodinida; Philodinidae
Source: the annotation of a GenBank genome assembly